Molecule: messenger RNA, 2729 nt
Organism: Chara braunii
Lineage: Eukaryota; Viridiplantae; Streptophyta; Charophyceae; Charales; Characeae
Source: the annotation of a GenBank genome assembly
GCGCUUCUUCGAUCAGACGGUCACCGACCUCCCUUUCUUCCUCACUCUCGAGCCGACUGAUUGUUCCUCGGCAUCCCGUCGCCAUCGCUCCUCUGCACAUUUCGAUGUGAUGGAGACGGGGUACGACUUCAUUCUCGGCACUCCGUGGUGUCGCCGGUUCCGCAACACCGAGGCCGAUUGGACGACCAACACUCUCGUUCUUAAAACCAAGUGUGGUCAGACGUAUCGCGUACCUUUUAUAGGUACCACUGCGACACCACGCCCCGAUCCUCCUUCCCCGGAGCCAUCUGUGCCCACACCAUCUCCUUCCAUCACUGUCACCUCGCCUCGACAGUUUGCCCACUUCAUCCGACAGGACGACGUCACCUUCUUUAUGGUGGAAGUGAAGGAUCUCUUACACUAUGAUCCACCCUGUCCCGACGCCGAGCUCAUACCUCUAGAGCCAGAUCCUCCUUCUAUCUUCAUGACUCCUAUCUCCACUUCCGUCCCUCCGCUGUCCGUCGAGUCCACCCCGUCGUCGCGCACAGACGCUGACGCUGAGGAACUCGCACGAUAUACAACUGACCUGGAGCCCGCAGUUCGUGACCUCAUCCGAGAGUACCACGACGUUUUACCAUCGUCGUUCUCGUACGCUUGCAUCCCACCGAUGCAUGACGUCGAGCACUCCAUUCAGCUUGUGCCUGACUAUUGUGUUCACCACCAGACACCCUACAAACUUUCGAUCCCCGAGGCCACCGAACUCAAGCGUCAGCUUGAGGAGCUCCUGAGACUGGGUUUCUUUAAACCCAGCAACUCCUCGUCGGGUGCACCCGUCCUCUUUGCUCGCAAAGCGGAUGGAACUCUUCGUCUCUGCAUCGACUACAGCGGUCUCAACCGCUACACGGUUAAGAAGAGCUACCUCAUGCCUCGUUCCGACGAGCUGUUCGACCGCGUAGCAGGCAACCGCUUCUUUGCGAAGAUUGAUCUUCGUAGCGGUUACCAUCAGAUCCGCGUCGCUGCAGCCGACCAGCCGAAUACCGCGUUUCGAUCGCGCUUCGGCCACUACGAGUUUACGGUGAUGCCAUUCGGCCUCACCAACGCACCCGCCACCUUCCAGACGGCUCUUCAGGGACAUCCUGGAGCAGGCACCAGAAAGCCCCGUAUUUGCGUUCCCUCCACUGGACAACUACGUGUCCGAGCAGUAGCAGAGUUCCAUGACCAGGCAGUCGCCGGUCAUAUGGGCUUCCACAAGACGUUGGCUCGUGUGAGCCGCCUGUACGUCUGGCCGAAGCGCAAGGACUUUGUGAAGGACUACGUCGCAGAGUGUCCCACCUGUCAGGAGGUGAACAGUAUGAACCACCUUCCUUAUGGUUUGCUCCAGCCUCUUCCUAUCCAUGAGGGUCGUUGGCAGUCCAUCUCGAUGGACUUUAUCGGUCCCCUUCGUCCUCCGACCCCUCGCGGUCAUUAUGCUAUCCUGGUCGUCGUCGACCACUUCACGAAGCGUGCACACUUUGUCUUGUGCCGCUAUGUUAUCAGUGCACGUGAGGUCGCCGACGCCUUGUUUGACCGAGUCGUGCGUGCCCACGGCUUACCUCUGAGCAUCAUAUCUGACCGUCACCCGCGCUUUACCCGCCGAUUCUGGCAACGGCUCCACGAGGUGUACGGCACUCAGCUCCGCUUCUCCUCGUCUUACCAUCCUCAGACUGAUGGUCAGACCGAUAUCACGAACAGGACUCUCAAGGAUAUUCUCCGAAAGAUUAUUUGUGACGACCAGCAGUGGGAUCUCCAUCUUGCCCACGCGGAGAUAGCCUACAACCAUGCCGUCUCGCCAGCCACGGGGAUGUCGCCUUACUAUUGCGAUCUCGGCUAUCACCCUCGUGUUCCCGCGGACUUCCUUCGACCAUCACAGAUGCACCCCGACACGAGUUGUCCCGCGCGUGAUGAUUGGAUUGCACACAUGAUGUCGAUCAUGAAGACCGCACAUGAGCACAUAGCCGCCACCCAGACUCGCAUGGCCACACGUGCGAACCGAUCGAGGAUGGAUCAUCCAUUCAAAGUCGGUGAUGAUGUGCUUAUCGACGCCCGCCACUUACAGCUCAAAGCGGACACGCUUCGCAAGUUUCGGCGUCGACUUUUUGGGCCAUGCCACAUUCUCCAGGUCGUCAGUUCUGAUACGGCUUAUAGCCCGGUCAGCUUCCUUGUGAAGCUGCCCGACUACCUACGUCAGGCUCGUAUGCACGAUGUUCACCACGUCUUGUUACUGCGUCCUUAUCGUAGACCGUCUAAGCGUUUUGCUGGACGACUAUACGAGCGCCCUCCACCCAUCAUGGUGGACGACCACGAGGAGUUCCUCGUUUCAUACAUCAUUGGUCGCCGAGUCACCGACGACAACCCUCCCCACGUCGAGUAUCUCGUACGUUGGAAGAGUUACCCUGAUGAGGAGGCUACCUGGGAGCCCCUCGAGCACUUGCAGCACGCUCGCAUAUUGGUGCGUGCCUAUGACCGUGCUCGUCGUACUGGGUUCACUGCUCUUCCUCAGCCCACUGACCCUCCCCCUUCUCCACCGGCUGGGGAGACCGCUGAAGUCGAGCCUGCUCCAUCUGAGGCAGACCUUCAGCAGCAGCCGGAUGCUUCUGAGCGUCCACAACGCACUCGUCGUCGUCCUGCUCGAUACGACGAUUGACUCUGACUUACCUUCCCACGUCCUUGACUUCCCAGUACUCCAUCCACUCCAGUUUUGCUACUUCAUC